AUGCCGAUUGAAGCCGUUUUGGAUGAUAUUUAUUACGAACCGGUGAAAUUCAUGGAUGCAGUUUCCUGUCCAAUUUCAGAUAAAAAGCAAACCAUGAAAAUAAUCAGCAAAUUGCAAUCUGUGUAUCCUGUGAAAGGAUUUGAACACCUGAAGAGAGUAAAAAGCUGUAAAUCUCAAGGGUCCGGUCUCCACAUAAUCAUUUGUCUGAAGGAUCAACUUUCAGAGGAAUUUUUAAAAAAACGCUUAACACUUGAGGUUCCAGCCUCAGCACCGCUAACUCGGAAACAAUUCAAUGAAGCCUCACUUUGUUGGCCAGUAAAUUUCCAUGAAGACAAAAAAAUAACCCGACUUCUCAGUGCACAUGUAUUUACGCCAAACGAAGAAGAAAUUAUCAAUAAAAACAUGGCAAAGGCAAUUGAAAUGGCAAAAAUUGGACAAAAAAUGGCAGAAUGUCCAGUUGGAGCUGUGGUCAUUGAUCCUACCAAAGACUUGGUUAUUGCUGCUGCACAUGAUCUUCGUUUUCAAUCUGGUCAUCCUUUAAAACAUGCUGUCAUGGCAUGUGUUGAUCUUGUGGCCCAUUCACAAGGAGGUGGAGUCUGGAAUUGUCCAGAUACACUUAUGUACACUUCAACUGAAAGCCAAAUUUCAUCUGAAGGAAACAAAAUGGGGCCUUAUUUGUGUACGACAUAUGACCUUUACGUCACUCAUGAACCUUGUGUAAUGUGUGCUAUGGCUUUAGUUCAUUCAAGAGUGAAACGAGUAUUUUAUAGUGUGCCAGAAAAAGAUGGUGCUCUUGGCAGCAACUACAAGCUUCAUGUCCAAAAACAUCUGAAUCAUCAUUAUGAAGUCUAUCGAGGAAUCAUGAGCAAAGAAUGUGAAAUGCUUUUAACUACAGACUGUAAAUCUGAAGCAAUAACGUGA
Molecule: messenger RNA, 921 nt
Organism: Acanthosepion pharaonis
Lineage: Eukaryota; Metazoa; Mollusca; Cephalopoda; Sepiida; Sepiidae
Source: the annotation of a GenBank genome assembly